Molecule: messenger RNA, 1783 nt
Organism: Arachis ipaensis
Lineage: Eukaryota; Viridiplantae; Streptophyta; Magnoliopsida; Fabales; Fabaceae
Product: pectin acetylesterase 12-like
Biological process (GO): cell wall organization
Cellular component (GO): plant-type cell wall
Molecular function (GO): pectin acetylesterase activity
Source: RefSeq, a predicted model, not a curated record
GUGGAGAGAGACACAGCUUUUAACAAUGAAGGUGCUUGUGUGGCUUGGCAUUGUAAUAAAGCUUGUUGUUCUGUCAAGCAAGGCCUCUGAAGCGGUUGAGCAUCAUUACGUGAAUGCAAGUGAUCUCAACUCAUUGGAGGCACACGAAGCUGAAGCGUCCUUAGCUGGAAGGGGUGCCUACACUCUUAUGGUAGCACUUACCCUUAUUCAAACUGCUGCUGCUAAAGGAGCAGUUUGUUUGGAUGGAUCAUUGCCUGGUUACCAUUUACAUCGAGGAUAUGGAUCAGGAGCAAAUAGCUGGAUCGUUAAUUUAGAGGGUGGAGGAUGGUGUAAUGAUGUCAGGACAUGCAUUUAUCGCAAGAAAACUCGGCGCGGAUCUUCAGUAUUCAUGGAAAAGGAGAUACCUUUUACAGGAAUAUUAAGCAAUAAGGCUGAACAAAAUCCAGAUUUUUUCAACUGGAACAGAGUGAAGAUUCGUUAUUGUGAUGGUGCCUCUUUUGCUGGGGACAGUGAACAUAAGGCUGCACGUCUGCAAUUCCGAGGACAGCGCAUUUGGAUGGCUGCAAUGGAAGAUCUGAUGUCGAAGGGAAUGCGUUUUGCUCGGCAGGCUCUACUUUCCGGAUGCUCAGCUGGUGGUCUGGCUACCAUCAUACACUGCGAUGAAUUCCGAGGUCUGUUUCCAAGGAGUACAAAAGUGAAAUGUCUCAGUGAUGCUGGGCUAUUUCUUGAUGCGACCGACGUAUCUGGUGGACAUACACUCAGGGAUUUUUUCAGUGGUGUUGUAGGGUUGCAGGGAGUGCAGAAGAAUCUGCCGCGUACUUGUACCAAUCACCUUGAUCCCACAUCGUGCUUCUUCCCUCAGAACUUGAUUGCCGGUAUAAGAACCCCACUCUUCAUUCUCAACACUGCCUAUGAUUCAUGGCAGAUCCAGUCAAGCUUAGCUCCGACGACAGCGGACCCAAGUGGCAAUUGGCACGAUUGUAGAAAAGAUUAUUAUAGGUGUUCUGGUUCACAGAUCCAGUUUCUACAAGGUUUCAGGAAUGAAAUGUUGAAUUCUAUGAAAGGCUUCUCAAGAUCAAAUCAGAAUGGAAUGUUUAUCAAUUCAUGUUUUGCUCACUGCCAAUCUGAGAGGCAGGAUACAUGGUUUGCGGACAAUUCUCCUGUCAUUAGGGAAAAGGCAAUUGCUCUGGCAGUUGGAGACUGGUUUUUCAACCGUGCUGUCGUUAAGGACAUCGAUUGUGCUUACCCUUGUGAUAAUACAUGCCACAAUCUGAUCUUCAGAUGAAGCAAAUUUUUAUCAAAUUGUUCCAAAUUCAUUCACCACAUUCAUUUGGCCCUCUUCUCAUCAGCAAUUAGGAUAUAUAUUUUUCACCUAAAAUUAUUAUACCAGGCAAUUAAAGGGGGGAAAAAAAGAGGUUGCUGAAAGUGAUUGUUGUUAUGUAUAUGUUUUGUGAAUCCUUUGUUGCAGAUAUUGACAAAUACUUGCAUGUCCUUCAAGUACAUUUAAUGUAUAGAUUAAUUUUAAUCACUGAAAAUAAAACUUCAAUGAUUAAGAUUAUUCUUGGAACACAUUAAAUAUACUUAAGAAAUUUGCAAGAAUUCUCAUCAAAUAUUUUUGGUUAUCCAAUAUUUUUUUAGGUCAUGGAGAGGCAAUAGAACAUUAGAAUUAGGGACAGUUUGCAUACUGUAAAUUGGUAGUGAUGAUUGAACGAGAUCAUCUCAAUCUCAUUUGAAUAUUUCCCUUCUGGUUGUAAUAAAAUGUUUGGCAUUCAUUAUUGGUCAA